Paramuricea clavata is the source of this 11861-nucleotide messenger RNA. The record is from the annotation of a GenBank genome assembly. Lineage: Eukaryota; Metazoa; Cnidaria; Anthozoa; Malacalcyonacea; Plexauridae.
UUCCUUUUGCUUUCUCUUGUGAGUGGCAUCAGUUCUAUGGUGAAACUUGCUCGAUUUUUCAUAUUUUCUCGCUUUGAACGCCUUCAAUUUAGCUAUUUAUCCAGUGUAUUUUAUUCAAGCUACCGCAACAUGGAUAGCAGUUUAACCGGCAAAGACAUUCGCGCUCAAUUUUUAGAUUUCUUCGUGGAAAAGAAAGGACAUACGUUUGUCCAUUCAUCGUCUGUGAUUCCCCAUGAAGACCCUACGUUGCUGUUUGCGAAUGCUGGGAUGAACCAGGUUCGUUGAAAACUUGUCUAAAGUUUUAAAAUAUGGAUAGAAUAUGUAGUCUUAUGAAGUGUGUUUUCAUUUCUGCGCGUUGAAGGAAAAUUAAGGCGAAUAUUUAAAGUACAAACUUCCAUUGUUAUAAUUGUUUAUAAUAUAACAUAGGCAAGGUUGCAGGUUCGUAAUUGAAAUAAUAUAGGCAAUUAACGAGCAUUUGUUUCCAACUGUGCUUGUGUCUAAUAAUGUUAGAGUUCUAGUAGGUUGUUGCAGUACCCAAACAAAACUUGGUAGUUUGUUCCAUUAUCAUAUUAGGCUUGGUAUUUAUUCAAGAAUAGUAUGUCUUCACAGUUGUAGUGUACUACACACUUACAGGGCCGUUCCUAGCACGAUAAUUGGGGUGUGUAUAUUCAUAUAUGCGUGUUCUGCACGACAGAUUUCUUUGAAAUCGAUUGUUUUUACGGUAUGUGAACAUGAAUAUAUGAAUAUACACCCCCUCCCCCAAUUAUCGUGUCUAGGAACGGCCUUGCGCACAUAAAAACGCACAAGUUCUUGCAAGUCUGCAAACAAGUUGUUACAAAUCUGUUCACAAGCUGUCGACAAGUUGUGUUCGCACUGCUUGUUCCCAGUUGUUGUAACAAGUUUGGAACAAGCUGUUAACAACUUGUAACAAGCUUGAUGGCAUUAUCAGACUUGUUACAAGGUUGUUCUAACAAGUCUGAUACAGUCAUGAUAUAACAAGAAUGUUACAAGGUCGACGACACAAGUUUGUAACAAUAUUGUUAUAUCAUGACUGUAUCGGACUUGUUGGAACAACCUUGCAACAAGUCUGAUAAUAUCAACAAGGUUGUUACAAAUUGUUAACAGUUUGUUCCAAACUUGUUGACAACUUGGGACAAGCAAUGCGAACACAACUUGUUGACGACUUGUUGGCAGACUUGCUACACUAUACAUGUGUAAACUGUACAGCUUGUCAACAAGAUGUGUUCGCGCUGCUUGUUCCCAGUUGUUGACAAGUCCGGAAAAACUUGUUAUCAUCUUGUUACAAGACUUGCAACAAGUUGUUCCGGCAAGUCUGAUAUUGUCUGCAUGUAACAAGUUGAUGACAGCAAGUUUGUAGUACUGGUAACUUGUUUGCAAACAACCUGUAUUAGUCUUGCUAGAACAACUUGUUGCAAGUCUGUUACCAAACGUAACAAGGUGAUAACAACUUGUUCCAGACUUGUCACAACAACUGGGAACAAGCAGUGCGAACACAUCCUGAUGUCGGCUUCACAACAACCUUGUUGCAACUUGUUUGAAGAUCUGGAACAACUCGAGUAUUUUUACAUGUGUAAUAAAAUUAUACUAUGUUUGGUUUCAAUGAAUGAGGUGUCACGCCUUCCACACGCCCCCACAUUGGAAUGUUUGCAAAAUGUGCAAAUGAGACAGAAUGUUGGCCAAAAAUAUGCACAGAUAAACUAAAUAAAUUGGACAUACAGAGGACUUUAUCCAAGCUUCAAUGCAAAAACUGUAAAAUAGAAUUUUGGCAGUUUAUGUACUAUGUAUUAAAUGCAUUAACCCAUAAUUAAGCUGCAGAGCUUCCCCACUGACGAGUAAAAUCGUCUGGUGUUAGACAAGUAAAAAAAAUAAGUGGGGCGCAUUGCGGCUCAAUGUUAAACUAGAGAUAUUGUCAGAUUUCUUGGUUAACCCAUUAAGCUGCGGAGCUUCCCCAUUGAUGAGUAAAGUGGUCUGGCAUUAUACUGGUAAAAAAGAAGUAGGGUGCAUUGUGGCUCAAUGGGUUAAUGAGCUAAAUUAUAAUGUCUCAACACACAAAUAGUCAACAUUUUCCCAAGAUAUGCAUUUUAUAGCUCAAUUGUUGCCCAAUUUACACAGAUGUGUAUAAUUUUCUUGCAAUUGAGUGUAUAUUGAAGUCUAAGGCUCUAUAAGUGUGCAAAGGAGAAAUCUGUACUUUCCAGUCUGGAUGCAACCCAUGGUUAGAAAACAGUUGGGCAACCCACAACCAAGAUGUCCUAUUAACAGUUUGAUGUUUCUAUGUAUUUACUAAUAAAUUAAUUUUUGAAACUUUUUAAUACCCUAUGAAUCUGCUUAAUAAAAAUAUUUUACUCCAAUAAUUAGAACGCUAUUAAUUCAUCGUUUUAGUAUAAAUCAAUCUUCCUUGGGACAGUAGAUCCAAACAGCGAUUUCUCCAAAUUAAAACGAGCGGUAAACAGUCAGAAAUGUAUCAGAGCAGGAGGAAAACAUAACGACCUUGAAGAUGUUGGCAAAGAUGUUUACCAUCAUACAUUUUUUGAAAUGUUAGGAAACUGGUCAUUUGGUGAUUAUUUCAAGGUACGGUUAUGUCUUGGAAACUAACAUCUAUACUGGAUAGUUCUAUCUCUUCUAAACUCACGAAUCAUGUUGUUGAAACAUUUAGAAAGAAGCAAUAGAAUGGGCGAUGGAGCUUUUGGUUGACACAUGGAAGUUACCAAAAGAACGACUGUAUGCAACUUAUUUUGGUGGUUAUAAAGAUCUACCACCCGAUGACGAUGCAAAAGAAAUAUGGCUGAGUGUUGGGUAGGUAACUAGAUGUUGAGCAUUGGUUGGUAAAAGUACAUAGUCACAUAGAAACGCACAAGUUGUAACAAACCUGUAGCAGACUUGUAGCGAUGCUGUUCCAACAACUUGUCAACAGAAUGUGUUCGCACUGCUUGUUCCCAGCUUGUUGACAACUUGCGUACGGCCUGCUGACAAUUUACUACGACCUUUUCGAGCUCAAAAGACUUGUUACAAGUUGUUGCAACAACUUGUUAUCGUCCUGCAAUUCAACAAGUUGUGAGUGACAACCUUGUAGCAACUUGAUAAAAUAACAGCAUUGUUACAACUUGUUGACAAGCUCGCUACAAGUACUGUACAUAACACCCAACCAUUCUCCUCAGAUUACCGCCUGAACGAGUGCUUCCUUUUGGGAUGAAAGACAAUUUCUGGGAGAUGGGAGACGUUGGCCCAUGCGGCCCGUGCACCGAGAUUCAUUUUGAUCGCAUUGGUGGACGAGAUGCAUCUGCAUUGGUCAACAUGGACGAUCCGGACGUCCUGGAAAUUUGGAAUCUUGUUUUCAUCCAAUUUAACAGGUAUAAAACCAGUCUUGUGGAAAGUUCACCGGUACAACUGGAGCUUGUGGAACUUCAAAGUUUUGAAGGAUUUCUAAGAAAUGUUUGAGUGAACCAACUCAGUGUUAACCAACAAGUCAGUUCAUUUCUUACAUUUCUUACAAAUCCUUCAAAACGUAGAAUUUACUGAUGCAAAAUUCCUACUGUGAUCACAGAAACUUUGAUAGUGUAAAACCAGGUUUAACCCACCCAUAUGUUACCAAAACUUUCAGGGAGACAGACGGAUCAUUGAAACCUCUACCAAGCAAACAUGUCGACACAGGAAUGGGAUUCGAGAGAACUGUGUCUGUUAUCCAAGAUAAAAGAUCGAAUUAUGACACAGAUGUUUUUAUUCCAAUAUUUGAUGCUAUUAGAGAGGUAGUGUACAAGUUUACAUAUCUUGGUUCACACGUAAAAACGCACAAGUUGUUACAGGUCUGGAAACAAGUCGUUACAAAUCUGUUCACAAGCUGUCGACAAGUUGUGUUCGCACUGCUUGUUCCCAGUUGUUAUAAAGAUACAUUAUAUACAUUUCUUCUUAGAAUGACCCAAAUAUUACACAUACCAAAAUUAUAUUUGUGGUCAGUCGCACUUUAACUAUGAGGAAACUUGUUUUCGCAGGGCACAGGUGUUCGUCCUUACACAGGGAAGGUUGGCGAGGAAGACAAAGACAAGAUAGAUAUGACGUACAGAGUGAUUGCAGAUCACAUCAGAACAUUGACAAUUGCAAUCUCUGAUGGAGGAAGGCCUGACAACACUGGACGUGGGUAGGUACUCAUGACGGUGGUGUGCAGUGCUCAGGAAAUGUCUCAUGUCUGUGACCAGCUUCAAUUUCUGCAAUAUUAAGACGUAUAUUUUAAUUUCACCUCAGUCACAUGUGAGAAGAGUGCUUCCAGUUUGACUCUACCAAACAUCGCAGACUUUGUUUUGGUUCCGUCAGUGAGUGAUUUUCUCCUGAAGUAGUAUUGAGCCAAUAACGAAUGACUCUUGUUGGAGCUGUAGGAUGAACAGUUUAAAUUAUUUUGUUAUUUUGUAGGUAUGUAUUGAGACGUAUUCUUCGAAGAGCAGUUCGUUUUGUGUCUGAGAAGUUGCAUGCGCCACCUGGUUUUCUUGCCUCCCUUGUUUCAGUUGUUGUUGAAGUUUUGGUAAGACUUCAUGUUGUUGUUGUUGCUGUUGCUGUUGUUGUUUGGUUGUCGUUUGGUUGUUGUCGUUUGGUUGUUGUCGUUUGGUUGUUGUCGUUUAGUUGUUGUUGUUUGGUUGUUGUCGUUUGGUUGUUGUCGUUUGGUUGUUGUCGUUUGGUUGUUGUCGUUUGGUUGUUGUCGUUUGGUUGUUGUCGUUUGGUUGUUGUCGUUUGGUUGUUGUUGUUUGGUUGUUGUUGUUUGGUUGUUGUUGUUUGGUUGUUGUCACUGUCGUUGAUGUUGUCGUUGUUGUCUAAUUGCUUAAUUUCAUUUUAUAAAGGGCGAAGCAUUUCCAGAGAUCACCAAAAACCCACAACAGGUUUGUCAUUCGACUUAUAAUGAACGAGAAUUGGUAGAUUUCAUUAAAAGCCAGGCAAGCUUAGAAAUGUUGGCACUUAUAGGGCAAGAAAAUGAAACUGCAUAUCUCAAUUCAAUCUAUGUGUCAUCAAAUACAAGACUGCUACAUACUGUAUAGUAUGAUACAGUGAUACAUGUGAUACAGUAGUUAGAAUGUUUGUGCAGCCGUCACCCAAAUAAUUUCGUUCCAGGCGAUGAAUAUAAUCAAUGAAGAAGAGGAACAGUUUUUAAAGACUCUGGCUCGAGGAAGACGAUUGUUUAACAGAACUGCGGAUAAACACCAAGGCGAUAAAGUUAUUCCUGGUCAGUUGUGUCUGUCUGUCUGUCUGUCUGUCUGUCUGUCUGUCUGUCUGUCUGUCUGUCUGUCUGUCUGUUUGUUUGUUUGUUUGUUUGUUUGUUUGUUUGUUUGUUUGUUUGUUUGUUUGUUUGUUUGUUUGUUUGUUUGUUUGUUUGUUGACACAUUUGUUUAUUUGCCUGGUUUCUCUCUGGACAACAACAACAACAACAACAACAGUUUAUUUGUACCCUUGGAAAUUAUUUGUACAGAUUAUAAUAAAAAUAAUUUAAUAUUGAUAAGUAGGUGCUGGAAAUAGAAAUACCUAUGGCUAAAAAUGCCUGAACAAUGCAGGCAGAAGCAAGAACAAUUUCUAGUAGAUUACUUGUCUUGUAGGUGACGUUGCAUGGCGUUUAUACGACACUUACGGCUUUCCUGUCGACUUGACACAAUUAAUGGCUGAAGAACGAAAUCUUUCGGUUGACAUGGAAGCUUAUGAAGAAAGCAGGCUUAAAGCUCAGGUUUGCAAAGCAACGUUAUAGUACAAACUAUGCAGACACGCGUACCAUCCGUCUCUAAUAUACAGUGAAUCAAGAUCAUCAAUAAGAUUUCAUGUUUUUAGGAAAUAGCUCGUGGCAAAACGUCGGCAGGCGAGGAAAUCAUUACCCUGGAUAUUCAUUCAAUAAAUCAUUUACAAAAUGUUCUAAAACUUCCGCGAACAGAAGACUCCUUCAAAUACAAAUAUACGUCGGAUGACGACGGAAAUUACAGUAAGUGUAUGCUGAUGGUUUUCACGAAAAAUUACGAGGUACUAGAUGAUGAUCAACUUUAGACAUGUGGAUUUGAUUAAAUAGAAAAUUUACCAUCUUAAAUGUGUUUUUAUUAAUCUACAAUAUGAUUGUGACUCUCAAUUUUCGGACUACGCACGUAAAAACGCACAAGUUGUUACAGGUCUGCAAACAAGUCGUUACAAAUCUGUUCACAAGCUGUCGACAAGUUGUGUUCGCACUGCUUGUUCCCAGUUGUUGUAACAAGUUUGGAACAAGCUGUUAACAACUUGUAACAAGCUUGAUGGCAUUAUCAGACUUGUUACAAGGUUGUUCUAACAAGUCUGAUACAGUCAUGAUAUAACAAGAAUGUUACAAGGUUGACGACACAAGGUUGUGACAAUAUUGUUACAUCAUGACUGUAUCGGACUUGUUGCAACAACCUUGCAACAAGUCUUAUAAUAUCAACAAGCUUGUUACAAGUUGUUAACAGCUUGUUAACAAACUUGUUGACAACUUGGGACAAGCAGUGCGAACACAACUUGUUGACGGCUUGUUGGCAGACUUGCUACAAGAUGUGAGAGGCGUUUGCGUAUGUAGCAUUCAUUUUACGAUUAACCAACCCAAUUUCCCCUGUUUUUUUCUGGUCAGAUUUCGAUUUAUGCAGUGGUGAAGUAAAGGCCUUACUACUCAACAAAGAAUUUGUGUCUGAAGUCCCGGGGGGCGAAAAAUGCGGCAUUGUUUUAGACCAGACGUGUUUCUACGCCGAGGCAGGCGGGCAGAUCUAUGAUCAGGGAUAUAUGACGAAAACUGAUGACGAAGAAGUUGAGUUUGCAGUCAUGGAUGUCCAGGUGCAUGGAGGGUACAUACUUCAUGUAGGCGCGCUUGAAGGGAAACUCAAAGUUGGCGAUAAAGUGAAAUGUUUUAUCGAUGAGGUAAGAUUAUACACCAACCUUCAAGCUUUCAAUAAACGUUACGGAGUACACACCAGCUUCGUCCCCAGGCGCUUUGAUUUGCUGCGCCGUUUCGUGAGAAAUGGAAAUCUGUUUGCGUCGGAACCCGCGCGUCUGAGUUGGAGCCUGGGGACGAGGCUGAGUCACACGUAAAAAUCUCACAACUUGUCAACAAGAUGUGUUCGCAACAGGCUUGUAGCAAGCUUGUCACCAAGUUGUAACAAUGCUGUUAUUUAUCAAGUUGCUACAAGGUUGUCACUCGCAACUUGUUGACAAAUUGUUGAAUUGCAGGACGACAACAAGUUGUUGGAACAACUUGUAACAAGUCUGUUGAGUUCAACAACCUCGUAGCAAGUUGUCAACAAGUCGUUGAGAACUUGUCAACAAGCUGGGAACAAGCAGUGCGAACACAUCCUGUUGACAAGUUGUUGGAACAGCAUUGCUACAAAUCUGCUGUAGGUUUGUUACAACUUGUGUGUUUUACGUGUGUGGAAGAUGAUACAAAAAAUGUGUGCUUCCAAAUACAAGACUACUACAUAUAAUGACAAGAAGUACCAUUAUUUUCCCACUCUGAUAACUGCAGGUUGACCAGCAUCUGCUGCACGAUACUGCUCCAAUCCCAUAUAUAGUUACAACCAACUAAAUCUCAGUUGAAUUUUUAAACUCAGUGGAGAAUGUAUUCUUGAACUCAGUGAAGAAUUUUCUUUUAUGUCAACUUUUAGCCUCGACGACGCCAUAGUAUGAACAACCACACAGCUACACAUGUUCUCAACUUUGCUUUGAGAAAAGUUCUGGGCGAAGCAGAUCAGAGAGGAUCCUUGGUUGCCCCUGACAGACUGCGCUUUGACUUCACUGCGAAGGUGGGAAUUAACUAAACUAACUUUAUUUAUACUGGAUAGCUCUAUCAGUUCUAAACUGUUCUUCCUAGAGGUCCAGUAAGGACCAUCUCUUAUUGAUCCAGUGUUGCUACAGGAGGAAACCUAAACUAAACUAACUUUGUUUAUACUGGAUAGCUCUAUCAGUUCUAAACUGUUCUUCCUAGAGAUCCAAUAAGAAUCAUCUCUUAUUGAUGCAGUGUUACUACAGGAGGAAACCUAAACUAAACUAAUUUUAUUUAUACUGGAUAGCUCUAUCAGUUCUAAACUGUUCUUCCUAGAGGUCCAGUAAGGAUCAUCUCUUAUUGAUCCAGUGUUACUACAGGAGGAAACCUAAACUAACUUUAUUUAUUUAUUUAUACUGGGUAGCUCUAUCAGUUCUAAAUUGUUCUAACGCCAUACAUAACUCGUCCACUGUUCAUUCUCUACAGGGAGCUAUGAACGCGAAACAAAUCAAGGAUUGCGAGGUGAUAUGUAAGGAUAUUGUGGAUAAAAAAAUGUCAGUGUUUGCUUCAGAGUCAAGUCUCGCAGCCGCUAAGGAUAUUCAGGGAUUGAGGGCAAUAUUUGACGAGGUACGUUUUGUCGCUAAAAGGUGUACUUUCUAGUUAUCAUAUAGUAAGGAUUAUCCCUCACUGAUCCAGUGUUACUACAGGAGGAAUCUGAAGUACCUGAAGAAAUACUGAGAUGUUUGGUAGAGUCAAAGUGAAAGCCUUCUUCCCUCUAACAUGAAACUUAAAUUUCCUGUGAAAUAUUUGUGUUUUUCCAAAAUGUAGGUAUACCCCGAUCCAGUACGUGUUCUCACUAUCGGAGCCCCACUAAAUGAACUGAGUGGCGACCCUCAAGCUGGUUAUAAAUAUUCUGUGGAAUUCUGUGGUGGAACGUAAGUGAAGUCUGUUCACGUUAUCUAUAUUCGAGAUAUCUGCCCGCAUGCAGGCCCCACUAGUGGCUCAGAGCCCUGACCUUACGCUGAGUUUCCUAAAUAUUACUCCAGGGCUCCCAAAUUUUUAUCUUUUAUUUUAUCUUUUAUUAUUUUAUCUUUUCUGUCCACAGGCAUUUACAGAAUACCGGUCACAUGAAAGCAUUCUCUCUCAUCUCAGAAGAAGCCAUUUCUAAAGGAAUUCGGAGGAUUGUUGCAAUCACAGGACCAGAUGCUGAGAGGGUUAGUGACAUACUACUCUUGCUAUGGAAUGAGGCAAACUUAAUACAAAUCUUACUACUAAUCGCAUGUCUGUUCUCAUUGCCAUUGGAUCGCAAUGGGAAUAAAUAUGUGUAAAGUCGUUAAUAAGUAUGUGUAAAGUCGUUACAUCUUUCUUUUCCAGGCAAUAAACCGCGCUCGCCUUCUUGAUCAACAUGUAGAAAGUCUGAAGGCAAAAAUUGCUGAGAAAUUUAACUCAAAAACAUUAAAUCCUAAAGAAGCUAUCCGUGAGAUUACUGCAUUAAGUGAUGUAAGUUUUAUUAAAUUAAACUAACUUUAUUAUUAUACUGAAUAGUUCUGUCAGUUCUAAACUGUUCUUCCUAGAGGUCCAGUAAGGAUUAUCUCUUAUUCAUCCAGUCUUACUACAGGAGAAAACUUAAACUAAACUAACUUUAUUGAUACUGGAUAGCUCUAUCAGUUCUAAACUGUUCUCCCUAGAGGUCCAGUAAGGAUCAUCUCUUAUUGAUCCAGUGUUACCACAGGAGGAAACCUAAACUAAACUAACUUUAUUUAUAUUGGAUAGCUCUAUCAGUUCUAAACUGUUCUCCCUAGAGAUCCAGGGUCAUCUGUGAACGAAAGUUCAAGUAUCAUCUUGUAAUGAUGACGUUGUGUUCCAUUCUUAGAUUUGUAUUCUAUUUUCCAGGAAAUUUCCAGCGCUAUCAUCCCUUACUGUGAGAAAGAUGACAUGAGGAAUAAAUUAAAGGAAGUGAAAAAAAUUGCUGACGAUGCAGAUCGUGCAAGGAAAGCGGCUAUGACCGAGGCUGUAAGUAGAGCACUGGUAACUAAUGAUGGGAGAUUAUUAUAGUGAUUUCGAAACACCAAAAAGUGAAAAAUGUGUUGAAAAAUGGGGCGCUCGCGGACUUUAUAUAUAUAUUUACAAAUAAACCAGCAUUAAGAGAGAAAACUAGUUUCCGUGGUAUGAAGACAACGUGUUGGUUUCCUUUGUGUUAUGCUCUUGAAUUAUUAAUAAGUUUGAGAAAUUUCUUGACAACAUUGUUGUUUUUCUAGGCGCUUGAAAAAACCAAAAGUCUUCUUGAGAACAAAGACGAAAAGAUCAUCAUUGAAACUCUUGAUGCUGCUGCGAACGCCAAGGUUGGUUUGGAAGAAAAUUUGUUAGAACGAUUUUUGUCUUAAGAGUUUUACUAAGAGAGACUACGACAUCGGAUGUCAAGAGGAGUGCCUUCAGUUUAACUUCCUCAAACGCUCCACAAUUUCUUCCAAAUAUUCCUGUUUACUGUAUCAUUAAGGGCUCGGCUCUUACCGAGAAUAGCGUAGAACUGGUAGAACUAUCGAGUAUAAAUUGAGUUAUUAUUAAUGUCAUUCAAUCGCUUCCAGAUUUUGGACAGUUGUCUGCAACACGUCAAGAAGAGUUCUGCUGAAACUGCAGCAAUGUUCUUCAGUGUUGAUAAAGAUCAGAAGAAAAUCAUCUGUAUGUGCCAAGUUCCCAAGGUAUGUGAAGUGGAAACGUCUCUAAAUAUCAUUUGCAACUAAUUGAAGAUGAACAGUCGCAGACACUAACAUUGUCUAUGAGUGUGACUUACUAUGCUUUGCUAAGAAAUAGUGUGUUUUACUAAGCUCUAUGGUGGUCAACCAGGGUUUCUCAGGGGAUGGAAAUCGACCUAGUUCCUGUCAUGUGAAGUCACCGCACAGUGCCUUAGACUGCCGCUGAUUAUUAGCAGUAAAUGCGAAUAGACUGUCCGAGGAAAUAAUGUUGUGAACAGUGAACACCAACUGCUUUCUGGUACUGAAAUCCACAACUCACAUGAAAUUUCAAAAUUCUGUAAACUGAAAUAUCCUUAAUCCUAAACCUUUCUCUAAUCCAAACAUUAAUCCUAACUUAACCCUAAUCCUAAUUCAAUCCUAAUUCUUACCCUGAUCCAAACGUUAAUCUUAAUCAUCUUAAUCCUAGAUUAAUCAUCUUAAUCCUAAUCUUAAUCAUCUUAAUAUAAUCUUAAUCCUAGAUUAAUCAUCUUAAUCCUAAUCUUAAUCCAAAUGUUAAUCAUCCUAAUCUUAAUCAUAAUCCUACUCUUAAUGAUCUUAAUCUUAAUCCUAGAUUAAUCAUCUUAAUCUUAAUGAUCCUAAUCUUAAUCAUCUUAAUCCUGAUCUUAAUCAUCUUAAUCCUAAUCUUAAUCCUCCUAAUCUUAAUCCUAAUCUUAAUGAUCUUAAUCCUAAUUUUAAUCAUCUUAAUCCUAAUCUUAAUGAUCUUAAUCCUAAUCUUAAUCCUAGAUUGAUCAUCCUAAUCUUAAUCCUAAUUUUAAUCAUCUUAAUCCUAGAUUAAUCAUCUUAAUCCUAAUCCUAGUCUUGAUUCUUAAUCCUAAUCUUAAUCAUCUUAAUAUUAAUCCGAUCAUAAACCUUACCUGAAGACCUUUAUAUACACAUUUUUACCUCCAAAUUUCUCUUGUUUAGGAACUAAUUGACCAAGGUUUGAAAGCCAACGAAUGGAUAGGAUCUGUGUCGUCUUUGCUUGGGGGGAAAGGUGGAGGCAAAGAGAUGUCUGCGCAGGCGUCAGGUCCACAUUAUGAGGCCUUACAUGAAGCACUGCAACUUGCAAAAGAAUUUGCCAAACUCAAAGUAAGCAAAUGAAGUACCCUGUGCCCCACAAUAAACUUUGAAAUAAGCCACUAAACAACUUUAAACCUCACUAAACUAAAAUUAAUUUGUGUAAUAUUUUUGAAGUUCUAGUACUGUGUUAUGACAUUUGAAAAGACUUGAAAAUUGUUGUAAAAUGCUUAUGCUUCAACGCAAUAUGAAUUUAAUAUAAAACCUUGCACAAAAAACUGGGUUCAGAUUAGGGCCCAUUCCACUCAAGAAUAUUUUCCAUGGACAUAAAAUUUUCUGAAAAUGUCAUUGUACGUUACAAGUUGAAAAUUUAAAAG